This is a messenger RNA of Petromyzon marinus (sea lamprey), 1005 nucleotides long. RefSeq names its product glutathione S-transferase A-like. NCBI's taxonomy places the organism in Eukaryota, Metazoa, Chordata, Hyperoartia, Petromyzontiformes, Petromyzontidae. The record is from RefSeq and is a predicted model, not a curated record.
CGGAGUUAAAUCUGCAAUCGAUUCUUCUGGAAUUUCAGUUUCGGGGCCCUUUAUCAGGCGACGCCCGCUGUGUGCUCUCUGUGCUCCUCUUUCCGUGCUUUGCCCUCCCGCGAGCCAUGGCGAGCGACAUGCUACUAUACUGGGGCUCGGGCAGCCCGCCGUGCUGGCGCAUCCAGCUGUGCCUGGAGGAGAAGGCGCUGCAGGGCUACCAGCAGAAGCUGCUCUCCUUCGAGAAGCAGGAGCACAAGAGUGCAGCUGUGACCGAGAUCAACCCCAGGGGACAGCUUCCCUCCUUCCGUCACGGUGACAACAUUAUCAACGAAUCCUUAGGGGCGUGCUUCUACCUGGAGAAUCAGUUCAAGGCACAGGGCACAAAACUGAUGCCAGAUGGAGCAGCAGAGCAGGCCUUGGUUCUGCAGCGCACAUUUGAGGUUCUCACCUUGCAACAGAAAUCUGGGGAUGUCAUCUACUACAACUGGCGCAUUCCAGUGGAGGAACGGCACAACUCUGCUCUGAAACGAAACACGGAGGCAUUGGCAAAGGAGCUGUUGCUAUGGGAGGGGUAUCUUGCCAAGAUGGGCCCAGGUUCCUACAUUGCUGGAAAAGCCUUCACCAUCGUUGAUGUUGUUUUCUUUCCUACCCUUGCUUACUGCUUCAGAUUUGGACUGUCUACAGAGAGGUACCCGAAUCUGGGUGCCUACUACAAGCUGCUGGAGCAGCGUCCGAGUGUGCAGGCGUCCUGGCCUCCACACUGGAAGGAGAAUCCACAGACACAGGAUCUUCUCAAGGAGAUAUAAACAUCCUUAACGUUGAUUUAGCCAAUACUCCUCAAGUGGGGUUUUGCCUUCUAUGAUCUAAUAUGAUAUAAAAUGAUUUUGUAGUCUUAAAAACCAUUGUGUUUCAUUGCAUAGCUCUGUGGUUGUUUAACAAAAGCUAAGAUCACAAUGUAUGGCAUGUAUUGUAUUGCCUUAAUGCAUUUGAAAUAAAACACUUUCACUCUCAAAA